This is a messenger RNA of Glarea lozoyensis ATCC 20868, 1503 nucleotides long. RefSeq names its product Zn-dependent exopeptidase. The record is from RefSeq and is a predicted model, not a curated record. Lineage: Eukaryota; Fungi; Ascomycota; Leotiomycetes; Helotiales; Helotiaceae. The coding region runs from base 1 to 1503 and encodes 500 amino acids. Gene Ontology annotation, molecular function: metalloexopeptidase activity; aminopeptidase activity. The transcript is spliced from 3 exons. Gene Ontology annotation, biological process: proteolysis.
AUGAAGUUCCUCCAGUCAAUUGGUCUCGCUGCUACGGCCGCUGCUCUCGUCUCGGCUGUCCCAACUGCCCAAGAUGCUUCAGCAAAGAUCGCCCGUGAUCUUCCUCUGGUUGAGUCGAACAAGCUCCGCCGUGUGCUUCUUCGCUCGGAGUUGUUGAAGAAGGCUGCUCACCUCGAGGGCCUCGCCUACGCAACCCCAAACAGGAACCGAUUGAUUGGUACUCCAGGCCACCAAGCCACAAUUGACUGGAUCAAGUCCAUCAUUGGUGGUUUCUCAGACUACUACACUAUCUACGAGCAGAAAUUCACGUUGUCUCUCGGUGUCAGCGCCAACCUCACAAACAAUGCCGUCCCAAUGGAGGUCUUUGCUGUUGGUCUCGCACCAGCUGGAGAUGUUACCGGUCCAUUGGUCUACGUGCCAAACCUUGGAUGCACAACCGCCGAUUUCGCUAAAGUUACUCCUGGCUCAAUUGUUCUUGUCGGACGUGGAAACUGCAAGUCUGGUAUUAAGGAUGCUCUCGCCUCUACAGCCGGUGCCGUCGGUAUGCUCGUCUACAACAACGUCGAGGGAAGUCUCGAGGGUUACGGUCUUCAAUUGAUUGCCACCAAGGAGGGAUCCUACGUCCCAGCCGGUGGUAUUUCCAUGGCUGAGGGAAAAGCUCUUCAAGCCAGAGUUGAGGCCGGUGAGACUGUUGUCGCCCACCUCAGCACCACCACCGAAGAUACCGACACCUAUAAUGUGAUUGCUGAAACCAUUGCUGGUGAUCACGAUAACGUUAUCUUCAUGUCUGGUCACUCCGACUCUGUCGCUGCUGGCCCUGGUAUCAACGACAACGGAUCUGGAACCAUCUCUCUUCUCGAGGUUGCUACCCAAUUGACCAAAUUCAGCGUCAAGAACGCUGUCCGAUUUGCCUGGUGGGCGGCUGAGGAGGAGGGACUUCUCGGUGCUGACUACUACGUCUCCCAAGCUUCUCAAUCCGAGCUUGACAAAAUCCGUCUCAUGCUCGAUUUCGACAUGAUGGCAUCGCCCAACUACGCUUACCAGGUUUAUGACGGAGACGGAAGCGCCUAUGGUGAGUCCGGACCACCAGGAUCUGCUGAGGCCGAGCACGAGUUCGAGCGAUACUUCGCUCAGGAGGCUGGUCUUAACUUCACCACCAUCGAGUUUGACGGUCGUUCCGAUUACGGACCAUUCUUGGCUGCUGGUGUCGCUACCGGUGGUAUCGCCUGUGGUGCUGAGGGUAUCAAGACCGUCGAGGAGGCUGCCAUGUUCGGUGGAAAGGCUGGUGUUGCUUAUGAUGUCUGCUACCACUCUGCUUGCGACAAUGCAAGCAACGUCAACGUUGGUGCUUGGAUCCAGAUGACCAAGGCUAUUGCCCACAUGACUGCUACUUUCGCACGCAGCUUCGAUCUCCUCCCACCUAAGACUGUUCAAGCCAAGGCGAAAAGAAUGGCUAUGGCCAAGGCUAUGAGCGACAAGGCCACUGGCAAGUUGGACUGGUAG